AGUGAAUCCUCUUAGAGGUGGAUUAUUGGACUAGGAUCUCUACGCUGACAGGGAACGAGGAAGACAUGGGCUAAGAGAAAGCAACUCAGAAGGAGCUAAAGACGAGGACAAUUUAACUAAAAAUGGAGAGAACCCCCUGGCCCAAACAGAGCCAUGAGGGGGGUAGAAGGUGCUGUAUAGCUGGGGGAAAGCCAGCGGAGCAUCAGAUGCUGAAGCGCAUACUUCCACAUCCUAAGCCCACCCUGAGUGAAAAGGCAGGGGACAGACGGACCCUGUGACAGCGAUGGGUUUGAUCUCAUUCAGCCUCCUCAGCUGGAGCGUGGGCUUCACUCUCUGCUUUCUCAUCCUGCUGCUCCCAGAGGCCAAAGCAGACAACAUGAACACUUCAACUUCACGCAACGGCGGAGGUUCACAGUGUGGGGAAUACACAAACCAGCUGACGGAGGACGGGAUGUGCCGGCUGGUGGCCACGCUGCCCCAGCUGGAUGAGAGAAGAUGCCCGGAUAUGUUCCGCUGCUCCGACGAGGUUUCUUACUGGCUGCACGAGAACGAGGAGAGGAAGCAGCAGAUCGUGGCUCUGAAGGAGACCAUCUCCGAGCUGCAGGAGGAACUCAGGAACCACCGGCACCGCAUCAAAGUCCUCGAGCUGCAGAGUGAAGAGAAGCUCCACCUGAACAUCUCUUUGGAGCAGCGUUUCCAUGAGCUGGAGGUUCACUAUGCUGAGGCCAGCUCUCUGCUGCAUCUGCAGGGCACCCUCAUCCUAGACAUGCAGAACCAGCUGCAUAAUCUGACCCUUCUGAUGGAUAAAGUCAAAAGAAGCUCAGACUGUUCCAUCAAUAUAGUCCGGCCCAAUCAUUUGCAGAAUACUCAAGAAGCCCUGCACCCAGAGAUCCAGCAUGUGGGGAACUGUCCCAUAGACUGUGCCUCCAUCUACUAUAACGGCGUGAGGAGAUCAGGUCUCUACACUGUGGUGCCAUUGCUGGCAAGGAUGCCGGUGGAGGUUUACUGUGACAUGGACACAGACGGUGGUGGCUGGACCGUGAUCCAGCGGCGAGUUGACGGCUCUGUGAGCUUUGACCGCAGCUGGAGGGACUACAGGGAUGGAUUUGGUGACCUGCACUCAGAGUUCUGGUUGGGCAACAAUCACAUCCAUGAGCUGAGCACCCAGGGAGACUACAGCCUCCGCAUCGACCUGGAAGACUGGAGCAUCCAGCAUAAACAUGCCCUCUACCAGAGCUUCAGUGUGGAAGAUGAGGAGCAUCAGUACCGUCUCCAUGUGUCAGAUUUCAGUGGCACAGUGCAGGACUCCUUUGGUUGGUACCACGACAAGCAGCACUUCAGUACUCCAGACACUGGCAACAUCUGUGCUGAGAUCUCUCACGGCGGCUGGUGGUACAACCAGUGCUUCUAUGCCAACCUUAAUGGAGUCUACUACAGGGGAGGCCAUUACACUCCGAAAGGCCGCGGCUCACUGGGUCCUGAUGGGAUUGUCUGGUACUCUUGGAAAGACUCGGAUUAUUACUCCCUACGCAAAGUCAGCAUGAUGAUCCGACCACGCAGCUUCCACACGCGUUUGUCACCCUGAAUCACGGAGGUGCAGAAAGAAGAACUAAGCAUUUCUCUAAGCUUAGAGAGAUGGAAGGAUGAGACUGAGGAAAUAUGAACACUGUGCUGAUUGUAGUCAGCUUUUCCUCCAUUGGCAGUUGAACCCAAGGAGUGGGUUCUGGAAAAGACACUUUAUUUUGAACCUUUUAAACUACGCAUAUGAAAAAGGACCCAUAAUACAAACUUUACCAUAGAGAUGAUAGAUUUUAUUAUUGAAAGUGUUCAUUUCUUUUUUACAGUUUUGUAUGUUAGCUUGGAAAACUUGUCAGUUUUUGACUUUGCCAAGUAGAGGUACGUAUGUAUGAUGUGUCCUGACAGAGAAAAUAACUCCUACUGGAAAAACCGAUCACUCUCAUGAAUGCAGAUGUGUGUUUGAGCUUUUUCUGUUGUCUUUUUGUUUGUUUCCUUGUUUUUGAAACCUAUGUGGUUAAUCCAUCAACUUCAAGUGUGUGUGACAAAUAAACUUCCUUUAUUUUGUUACUAAAGAGAAUACAGUCACAGUUGUAAUUUUAAAGAACAUAGAGUUAUGCUUAAUUUCAGAAAAAAAAAUAUUUCCAAUUUAGCUUAGGUUUGAAUUUAUUAUGGAUUUUGUCUGAGCCACAUAAACCAAAAUCCAUAUUCGCACUAAUGUUUGGGUACAUGUCCCUAAUAUAAUGUCACUCCAAACAUUUUUUUUUUUUAAGUCAUCAACCAACUUGGAGUCUUACUCUGUCUGGAUAUGACUAACCUAGCUUGAUACUAAUAUCAUGUUUGAUAGUUCGUACUUCUUUUUGAAACUCUCUGAUUAACUCCAAAAAUAUUUCCUUUUAUUGCUGCUAAACAAUCUUUGUCUUCUUUUAUAAAACCUUAGUGAAGGUUUAAGGUAUUGCUGUCCAAGAAAGCAGGUGUCUCUUUCUUGGACAGCAUCCUCUCAGUGAAUGGCCAUUUAAAACUGAUCAGUAGCAGCUUCCAGUUCAUUGCAGGUCUUGUUUUUGGUUACAAAACAUCCAAAGUAAGUUUCUUCUUCUUAUUAUUUUUUUAUAUUUGACAGUUUGAAUCAGAUUUAAGCUAGUUGAUUAGAGUUUGACACCAUGGCUUUCUAAUAUUUAGCUUUUUCACAAUAUUCCAAUUUUCAGACACCGAGUUGAGAGUUUUCAUUAUCUGUACACCAUAAUUAUUAAAAUGACAUAUAAAGUCUCGAAAUGUUUCAUGCGUACACAUACAAAUGUGCAUUUCAGUAAGUGAAACACAUACAUGUAUGCGCACUCUGAAAUUAGUGACAUUUAUUUUGACUUUUUCACAAUAUUCAGAAUAUUUUAAGGUGUACUUGUAUGUCUGGCUGAUGUUGAAUUAUCUUUUACAUCCACUGAAAAGUCUUCAGUGUAGAUAAAUAAAAGGGUUAAAAUUCAUCCAGAUCAAUGGAAAAAGACUCACUGCUAGUUACUGCAAAAGCUUGAUGGCAAUGGUCAAUCAGUAUUUAGUUCUAGAAGAGAAUUAGUUUUUCACGUAUGGCCAACUGUUUUUUUUUUCUUUUUUUUUUUGCCUUAUAACAUAAAAUUAUUUGUAUCCAAGUUAUCUUUGUGCGAUAUUAAAAUUCAUGAAAGGAUUUAAGUCAAAUAAAGAAGAAUUUGUAAGAGGCAAGUCAUUUUACACAGCACUGUCUCCCAUUCAUAUAAUUGUGAGUACUAAAAACAUUUAGUUUUCAAAAAUCAUAGGUUUUUUAUUGUAAAAUCAUUCCACCCCUGUAAACAAAAUGGACUCUGAAGGCUCAAAACGUCAUGAUACUCGUGCCAAGACUGAUGAGCGCAUUCAACCAUCACCAGAGCCAUCUAGAGCCGAAACCCGCACGUACAAAACGACUAACAAGAUGUCUCAAAGCAUGUUUUGAACUGAUAAAUCUGAUCGUUUGCAUCUCAGUCUGAUUUUGUCAAACCGCUCCUCGGUCUACAUAUCAAGCUGCACCUGAUGGCAGUGGUAGCUGAGAGCAGGGGUGGGAAGAAGGGCCCUUUCACUUCCGUCACCAGAAGAGCACAAAAACACACUUUUUACAUGAGCUACCAGCUCAUUUUUAUGCUCUACCACGCCUACGCAAAGGAGCUCCUGCAAUGAACAAGGACCUCAGUGUGCAGUUCAGUAAACCCCAUGAGAAACCAACGCAAGAAUUCAUUCAAACAGAUACGCUUUCACAAAUAUGAAUACAAAUCACUGUUUAAUAAAUCAAACAAAUUAUGCUGACACUAUGUAGCAAAUACUUCUAUACAUAAGAUAUAAUGACAAGAAGCACCUGAAAGGUCAAAUAGAAUAUAUAUAUAUUUAUGUAUAUAUAUUUUUUAAACAUGAUGUGACAAAACGUACAAAGAGUGAACAAGAUUAGAAGCUGAUUGAAAAAUUGGCUGUGAAAAGCAAAGAAAGACAUAAACGUAAAACGUGACAGUCUCUUCAAAUGAGGACACAGUUUCUUCAGAGCAACAGUUGGACAGGAAAUUUUGCAACACCCGAACACUGGAACGUGACUCAGACUUCAGUAAUUAAAGACAAAUGAAAAAGAAUAAUGAACCACAACGUUGUGUGUGUGUUGUUUUUUUUUUAUUUUUCUCAUUGCACAUUUUGUUUCUUGACAGAGUGUGAAGUGAGGCAUAACAGCAUCUCUAGUUUCUAAAAGGGGCAAAAAAAUGUGUGUAACGCAGGAAGGAGGUGGAGUUUCCUGUUAGCUUUUGAGGAAGCGCAGGAUGAAAUCGAGUAAGGCACUGCCAGCAGUGGAAUUGCAGAGGACGUACAAUCUGCCUUUGGCUUCGCUGGGCCCCUGCUUUGGCUCAGCAAGCUGAUG
Messenger RNA from Poecilia latipinna (sailfin molly), 4411 nucleotides. Its product is annotated as techylectin-5B. The transcript is spliced from 9 exons. Lineage: Eukaryota; Metazoa; Chordata; Actinopteri; Cyprinodontiformes; Poeciliidae. Gene Ontology annotation, biological process: platelet aggregation; blood coagulation, common pathway; blood coagulation. Bases 284 to 1585 code for a protein of 433 amino acids. The record is from RefSeq and is a predicted model, not a curated record. Gene Ontology annotation, molecular function: extracellular matrix structural constituent; protein-macromolecule adaptor activity. Gene Ontology annotation, cellular component: fibrinogen complex.